AUGGAUGGCAUGCAAGCACGGGUCGAUGCGUGUAGGGCUAGUUCCUUGGAUAGGGUCGAAACGCUAACGAUAUCGGUGAAGACGUCGAAGAAAUUCCAUAAAACGCGUGUGACCGACAUACUGGACACCUGGUAUCAAGAUGCUGGCCAAGAGGUCUAUUUCUUUACGGAUUCUGAAGACGCGAACCUGAAAGCUCGACUUGGUGAUCAUUUGACCGAAACACUCUGCUCUACAGGGCACGACAGAACUUCACUAUGCUGCAAAAUGAACCACGAGUUGAUGUUCUUUGUGAAAAAGAACGCCAGCUGGUCUUGCCACUUCGAUGACGACAACUAUGUCAAUAUUGGGAGGCUCAAAACUCUUCUAUUUUCAAUGAAUUCGACAUUACCAUGGUAUGUCGGAAAAUCGUCCACCCUUCGACCGCUCGAAAUUUCAUCAGCAGAUGGAAUGAAAUUGUUCCAAAGCAACUAG
This is a messenger RNA of Ostertagia ostertagi, 471 nucleotides long. The record is from the annotation of a GenBank genome assembly. NCBI's taxonomy places the organism in Eukaryota, Metazoa, Nematoda, Chromadorea, Rhabditida, Trichostrongylidae.